CAACACAUGUUGCACACUCCAGUUUCGAUUGAAAGCUAGUCCAUUGCGUGUAGGGUUAUGAUCCAUCAGAUAGACAUCAACGAGCCAACAAUAUAGUUAGAACACCUAUGUACAGUCUGUAAACCCACAUCAUGAGGAAACGUGUAAAUAUGUUACUGUGGGCAGUCCUCGCAGUUCUUUGGUUUCUUUUCACUACAGUAUUGCUCUUUGGAAUACUUGCUAACAUGGCCACCCAUGACACACAGGAAGAGGAGAAAGAAGAGACACGCAUCAAGAAGAACCUUCUUCAGACGAGGAAUUACACCACUAAAAGGUUGAUCGACACGCUGUUGGAAGAGAAAUCAGCAAAAGAUUAUACGUUUACUAGAUAUUCACUUGAUGUUCAAAAGUCGGGUAGGCUUCAUGCACACUUAACUAAAAUGUUGAAAACACACAAGCGACCAAAGGAUAGUUUUUAUAGUUUUAAUGUCACAAAAAGUGAAGAGCUCUCGGUCACGCGAGAUGUGAUUGACGAGAGACCAGAUGAGUGCAAGAAAAGGAUGUUCAACUACUCGGCACUACCAACUCUGUCGGUUGUCACUCCGCUCUACAACGAGGCUCUCACGACAUUAUUACGUCAUGUGUACGCAAUUUUAAAUCGGACACCUCCGCAACUUCUCAAAGACAUUAUAUUAGUGGAUGACAAUAGCACCUUGUCCUAUCUUGGGGCGGACUUUCAGGAAUAUUUAAGAAUUCUGGAUUCAAAAAUUCGAAUAAUUCGAAAUACAGAACGUAAAGGGUUGAUAUUGUCGAGAUUGGAAGGAGAGGAAAUGACGGAAGGGGACGUGGUUGUAUUCAUGGACGCUCACAUGGAGGUAUGUGAGGGAUGGGCGGAACCUCUUCUAGAGAGGAUUCAGAGUCAAUCUGCAAUUGUAGUGCAAGCUGACAUUGCUGCAAUUGACGGCGAUACAUUCAACCUGUACACAGGUUUCAAGGUCAAAUUCAGAGGAGGAUUUGGAUGGGAUACGAGGUACAGCUGGUUACCGCUGCCGACUUACCACAGCCAGUUCCGAAACAGUGAAUGGGAUCCAAUUCCUGUUCCCGUCCUUCAAGGUUCCUGCAUCGCAAUCAGCAAGUCGUAUUUCCAUACUGUCGGACGCUUCGAUGACGGCCUUGAGAUCUGGGGAGGGGAACAUUUUGAAUUGUCUUUCAAUGUAUGGAUGACUGGAGGUAGAAUCGAAACUAUCCCCUGUUCAAAGGUGGGUCACAUCUUUAAAAGCAAUAAGUACAGCUUUGGUCAAGCAAAAGACAAGAAUUAUAUCGUUGCAAAGAACAACCUGCGUGUGGCUGAAGUUUGGAUGGACGGAUAUAAAUCCAUUGUCCGUGCUGCUGUCAAAGCCUGGCAGAACCCGGUACCUGUCUUCACUGACGCUGAUUGGAUUUCAAUAAGAAAAAGAAAGGAAAUGAGAUUGAGACGUAAAAGUGAAUCAUUCAGCUGGUACUUGAAGAACGUCAUACCUGAAUAUAAGAUUCCAUCAAAAGACGAUUCCUUUUUCGGAGAAAUUCAAAACGCGGAGACCAAGAACUGUUUUUUCGUUUAUGAUGACGAAUACAUAGGAAUGACAUCCAAAUGUGAAACAUUUGUUAUCAUUCCAGAAAAUACAUUUGCCUUCGAUAAUUUCGGAAGGUUAAAAUAUGGAAACAGGUGUGUUGGAUACGAUAGAAUAACGUAUUUACUUUGGGUAACUGAGUGUCCGUGUAAAGAUGGACGAAAGGAUGGGAUAAGGUGGUCCUUCACCAGAGAUCAGCUUGUGAUGACGGAGAAGUCGGAAACGUUGUGCGCAACGCAGGCCAACUCGGGCUUCAGUAUUCAUCAGGGAAAGGAAAUAGUUCAAUUGCAGACGUGUGAUAAAACACGCAAAGUCCAAAAGUGGUCGUUCCAGUUUCAUUUUGUGUAUAAGUGAGCCAGACCAUGAACUGUCGUAUAGGUAUUGGUCGUCUGGUAUUGGUAGUCUGGCAUGGGCUUUGCUCGUGCUGAACCACGGCAGUGCGGAGCAUGAGAUCGUGUACAAUGUAGGGGAAACGGUGACGAGGUUCUUGUUCAUCCAGUUUAGCGUGGGAAAAGGGAGUGAUUGACUGUGCCUUCAGGAAUACAAUUGUUAAGUACCCACAUCAAGUGUUGCUCCUGUUUCGCUGAUUGAGUGGAUCAAUAGAUCUGAAUUGAAGAGGUAUAUUUACACGGUGUUACGAGGCGUUGUUCAAAUUCAAAUGUAUUACAUAUGUAUGCAUAUAUACAUGUACAUGCAUGAAUGCGUUUGCGUGCUUGUGCGCGUAUGUGGUGCACAUGUGUGUGUAGCGUAGUGCAUAGUGUCGUGUAAAGUGUUGUGUAUAGUGUCGUGUAAAGCAUCGGGUGUAUUGUUGUGUAUGGUGUCGUGUAUAGUUUCGUGUAUAAUGUCGUGUUCAGUGUUGUGUGUCGUGUCGAGUAUACCGUCGGGUGUAUUGUAGUGUGUAGUGACGUGUCUUGCGUCGUGUAUAGUUAGGAGAUAAACCUACUGUGAAAUUAGAGGUUGUAUAACGAAAUUAUAAUAACUCUGAAUUGGAUUUAAAACCGAACAGCUUGUGUAAUUGUGAUGUAGGGCUACUACCGUUUCAUUUUAAACAGUAUAUAUUUCUCGUAAAUAUAUUCUUUUGUUUGAAUUAAUAACAAUACUGUCUAUAUUUAUGUGGACGGACGGCCUUUCUUCGAUGUUAAUGCAUCCUUAUCGGAUCAGGAUCAGUGGCCAUAUCGUCAAAGAAAUGUGAUAAUAAAUUUUAUAUGAAAGUA
Molecule: messenger RNA, 2803 nt
Organism: Haliotis rubra (blacklip abalone)
Lineage: Eukaryota; Metazoa; Mollusca; Gastropoda; Lepetellida; Haliotidae
Product: polypeptide N-acetylgalactosaminyltransferase 4-like
Exons: 3
Coding region: 132-1943 (603 amino acids)
Cellular component (GO): Golgi apparatus
Source: RefSeq, a predicted model, not a curated record